AUGGAAGACUUUCCUGAAAGUGUGUCUGAAACAUCACAAUCUAGUAAAACACUUGGCAAACGGAAAGCAGACGAAACACGUCUUCAAAGAGUCUUAGUAAAUAAGGGUGGACGACCAAAAGAUCCCGUUUGGGAAGACUUCGAUACUGGUGAAUCCGAUGGUAAAGGUCACUAUGGUGCUCAAUGCGAUAUUCCUGAUAAUUUAAGAUGUUAUUAUUUAAUUAAACCACGUUCAUAUUGUAAACCUAUAUCAAGUGAAAAAGUUAAUGAAAUUAAUAAAGCUUUACUUAAAGCUUUUGUUUGCGCGAGAAUUGCAUUCUCUGUAAUUGAUAAUCCAUUUGUUCGUGAUCUUCUUCAUCUACUUGAGCCGGGUUGGGAUUUAACUACUUAUACUGAUAUGGAAAAUAAUAGUAUAGAACUGGAACAAGAUGAAGAUGUUUUGAAAUCUGCUCAGUCAAAUAAUAACAAGCUUGAAAUCGGCCUAAUAGUCGAUUUUUCACAUGCAAAUUUUGGUGGGCAAGGUAAUGCCGAAGAAUUAUCUCGUGCAACACAAAGAAGUGGUAAUAUGGAAUUUGAUCCUGUAGCAAUUGUAGAAAGAGAAUUUCAAUUUUUUAAUGAUGAUUUAUUAUAA
This is a messenger RNA of Racocetra persica, 630 nucleotides long. The record is from the annotation of a GenBank genome assembly. NCBI's taxonomy places the organism in Eukaryota, Fungi, Glomeromycota, Glomeromycetes, Diversisporales, Gigasporaceae.